ACAACUUUACGGCAUAGACUGUGGAGAACAAUCACUUAAUACUUGAUUUUCUUGUCAGCCUGAAAAACAGCGAGGAAAAAACUGAAUUUCGAUCUGAAAAACAUAUACUGAAAAAACAUAGUGGUUUCGGAGCUAUUAACGAGUGAAACCAAUUUCUGUGGAAGGAAAGAACUUAAAAAUAUCCCCGCACCUAUUUGAAGGCCUUGGUACAAGCGAAACAGCGGCGCAAAAGUCUUCAAAAAUUUGCAAACCGGUUUUCUGAGCAGAAACACACCCGCUCGACAGUCCAAGAGUCAAGCAAGAGUACAUCAAAUUAAACAAGCAAGGCGAAGCAAUCAUGAACACUGGAAUCUCCUUAAACGAGCGCUUCACGCAAAUGCAGUCGAAGUUGCCUCCACAGGCACGCGGUCGCAGCCGCUCUAGGAGCAGGAGUCGCCGCAUCGUGGGCAGCGGUGCUGGGAAUCCAGGAGUCUCCGCGGCCAACUCUCGGCUGCUGCAGGAAUUCAAGCGGCGCCACACCGUUCAGACGGCCCUCAAACUGAAGCGCAGAAGCUUACGGACCACCGGCGUCAGCGGACGCGGAGCACGCGUCGUCGGCGUCAAGUCGCUGCGACUGGCGCCCAACGGGAAGCCCAUACGGUCAAACAAUGUGACGCGGGUAGCAACGAUGCGUGCCGAUCUAGUAGCCAGCGGCAACGUCGCACGCAGUCGCCGCAGCGGCAGCAGCAUUCGCAUUGUCCCCGCCACAAACGGAGGUGGAGGUGGACUUCGGCAGCGGCUAGGACAGCGCCGCCCUUCGGUGGGCGGUGCCGCCGAGCGCGUUGAGCGUCGUCAGCGACAGCAGCAGCAAGCCCCACGUAGAGGAUCCCGCUCUCGAUCCCGUUCCCGACGCCCGCAACCAGAUAGCGUAGACAGAGCGCGUUCUCAAAGCCGUGGACGCAGCAUUGGGCGUUCCCAGAGCCGCAAUCGCGAUCGCUCCGCCCAGGGCCGUGUUCCAGUGAAACAACGGCUUUCAGUCAAGCAUCGCCUUGGAGUGCGAACUGGCCAGGGAAACAAUCAAGCCAAGAUCCCACGACAGCGCCGUACACCAAGCCAACUUCGAGGUGUAGCAGGCGGACGGGUUGAGAAGCGUCGUAGUUCUCAAAUUUCCCAAAUGAAGGGAGUUUCCUCUUCACUUGCCAGACGUCGGGGACGAAGAUCUGCAGCUAGAAACGCGGCUUCAAGUGGUGGGGCAGGUAACAAAUCUGCUUCUGCUCGUCGCUCACGCUCGCGCAAUCGUGCUGCCGUCGUCGCUGCUGCUGCUAUCACCGCUUCUGCUCUAGGCCGGGCUAAUCCUCGCCAGCGACGUGGACACAGUGCCGGCGCUGCCAAGGGCAACAACAACAGAAAUGGUAAAACCGACAAAAACGCGAAGGUCAAGGCGACAAAUGGUGGAAAAAAGGGCCCGCAGCAACAGGCUCGCCGGGGACGCACUCGUAGUCGUAAGCCUACAGGCAAAUUACAGCGCCCCGAGGUGAAACGCGAGGAUUUAGACAUCGAACUGGAUCAGUACAUGUCCACCACAAAGUCAGAGAUGGACUACUUGUUGAAGUAAACAGAAGUUGAUUGGACCACAGACUACUUAAUAAGAACAAUUGAAGAGAAUAAAAUUAAACUACCACCGGCUA
This is a messenger RNA of Drosophila teissieri, 1667 nucleotides long. RefSeq names its product serine/arginine repetitive matrix protein 2. The transcript is spliced from 6 exons. The record is from RefSeq and is a predicted model, not a curated record. The coding region runs from base 338 to 1594 and encodes 418 amino acids. NCBI's taxonomy places the organism in Eukaryota, Metazoa, Arthropoda, Insecta, Diptera, Drosophilidae.